AGAAACUUCUUUAUAAAUACAAUAGUUGGAAUAUUAAUGUAUAUAAAUCUUUUAUGGUGACGGGAAAUAUGCAAUUACAGAAAUUGAAGAACAAAAAAAUUAAUUUAAAUAAUCAAAAAAGUAAAGUAAUAUCUAAACAUGUAUCUAAAUUUCUACAAAAAACAAAUCAAGAACAUUUUGUAGAUAUAAUACCAAAAAGAUUGUUACAAAAUAAUUGUAAUAAAAAUAGUCUAUUAUACUUAGUUGACCCAUCAACUGCAAAAGAUUUAACUUCUAUAAUUUCCCCAGAAUUAUUACAAGAUCAUUAUUCUGUUAUUGAAUGUAAUCCAGGAUUGGGAUUAUUAACUCAAGAAUUAUUGAAUAUUGGAAUUCAACAUAUUACACUUUUAGAAAAAUGUGUAAAUUUUUAUAAUUCAAAUAGCCCUUUAUAUGCAAUUGUUCUGAAAUAUAAUACACGUUUAACUUUAAAAUAUAUUCCCUUUAAUUCAUUUUGUCUUUUAUCAUUACGUAAUAAAUAUCUGUAUCAAUAUGAUACAGAGAAGUCAGUAAUAUCAUAUUCAAAAUAUAAAAGAAUAGCAUAUAUAAUACCAGUUGCAAAUAAAACCUCUAUAUCAUUGAUAAUAUAUAAUUUUUGUAAUCAAACAAAAUUAUUUGACAAUAGAUCUAUUUUUUAUCUAAUUGUUUCGUCAUCAAUUUGGAAGGAUUUAUAUGAGAAUGUGGAAAAGACAUAUACGCAAUUUAGUAAACAUUACAAUCGUUAUUAUAUAAUAUUAAAACUUUUUUUCAAUAUUACAUUACUUGGAAAUUUGUCCAGGAAGGCUUUUUUGCCAUGGCCCAAUUAUGAUUUAAAUAAUUGCAAUAUUAAUGAUUCUGAUUUUCUAAUGGUUAUCAAAAUGGAGCCUAAAUUACAGUAUUUAUUUACAAAAAUAGAUUUAAAACAUUUUUGGUAUUUUCUUCGAUAUUGUAUGAGAUCCAAGACGACAAGAGUUAUAGUGGAACUUGAAAAACUUGUGCCUGGUUGUGGUAUGCGACUAAUUCUAAAUAAUAUGAAUAUGUGUACUAGAUUUAAAGAUUUAAAUCCUAAUCAACUUUUAACUUUAUUUAAUGAGUUUAAAUCAUGGCCAGAA
Ceratosolen solmsi marchali is the source of this 1127-nucleotide messenger RNA. RefSeq names its product mitochondrial transcription factor B2 (gene mtTFB2). The record is from RefSeq and is a predicted model, not a curated record. Gene Ontology annotation, biological process: transcription initiation at mitochondrial promoter; rRNA methylation. The transcript has 3 exons. Lineage: Eukaryota; Metazoa; Arthropoda; Insecta; Hymenoptera; Agaonidae. Gene Ontology annotation, cellular component: mitochondrial matrix. The annotation marks the transcript as partial. Gene Ontology annotation, molecular function: rRNA (adenine-N6,N6-)-dimethyltransferase activity; mitochondrial transcription factor activity.